UUAAUGCUCUAUUGUGCUAUUUCUGUCUUUAUACUGUCAUUUUAAUAGACAGUAGCAAGGGUAAAAUGCUGUAGAAGAUGUUAACCAUUUGGGCACCUGUUGUAUCAAUCACUGUCUAAAAGCAGGGCAUAAGGUAGGGCUUCAUUAUGGCACUAUGAUCAUCUUUGUUGUGGAGGAAUAUACAGUGUUGCAUACAGCUGCAGAAUGGGACCAAACAAGUACAAGUUGAGUGUGUGUGAUGUGAAUAAAAAGGAGGCUGGGGCUGGCUGCUGUGAUGAAAUCACUGUGUUUUAAGAGGAGGGUGUUUAUUGGUGCCAAAGAACUCUCUGAACCAGCUGACCUGCUGUAAGGAACCUUGUGUGUUUUACACCAUGUCAGUGGUGACCAAUCAGCCUCUUUCCUUUGGUCGACUGGAGCGAGAAAAGCACAUCCAGAUGAUUUUCAGAGCUUUCCAGAACCGCUGUGGGCCUUCAUGUGAGUGCCACACUCACUCACUUGCACCCAAACCCCACCAAACACCUCCUGACUGGGAAUCUGAUGAGCAGCCGUCUGGUCUGGCUCCUGGCAGGAGGGUGGAGAAUGGCGACAUGCAGCCACAGGGGAAAGCGAACAGGCCAGGGGUGGAGCAGCAGUGGCCUGGAGGUGCAGUGGGAUCACACUUUAUGUCUGUGCUGGAAACAGUCAAUCAAAUACACAUCACUGCCAGACCAGAGCUGCAGGGUCCACAGUGUGUUCCCAGGAGGAUCUACAGCAUCGCCACAGGAGGCAGCAGGUCACAGUUAUUUGUGGCUGUGGAAGAGAGUUCCUGUGUGUGCCUCCAGUGUUGCGGUCCAGCUCGCGCCUGUUCCUUGCAGGGCUUUGAUUGUCAGGGCCGCCAGGUGUUUUAUUUAGAAAGGCCCCUUAGAGUUGACGCCUGCUGCCUCGGUUGCUGCCUGAUGGAGAUGAGGGCCUACACACCUCAGAAACAACUCAUUGGCACUAUAUGCCAGAGGUGGAGUAUGUUCACCCCUCUCCUGGAAGUGUGUGAUUCAGAAGGAGCAUCUACCAUCAGAAUUCAGGGCUCCUGCUGUCCAUGCCGCUGCUCCUCCAACCAGCAAUUCCAGAUUGUCUCCAACACUGGUGAGAAAAUAGGCACAAUAUGGAAGAAAUGGCCUGGCCCCAGUGACGAACAUAACAUGGACCAUGAAUUUUUUGGGCUGGAGGUGCCACUGAGUAUGGAAUCACACAAUAAACUGCUGCUGCUGGCAGCCUCUUUCUUGUUGAAUCACAUGUUCUUUGAAAUGAGCUGAUCAAUCAUGAGUAAACUGACAUUGUUGAACGUGGUCUACAACUAAUGGACACUCCAGCCAAGUCACUUCAUGGUACAAGAGACUGCAUCAUUGAAUAGUAUUUAUAAAACAGUAGGGGCUUGUGUAGCAUUUAAAACAAUUCAACAUUUAUGAAAGAAAAUGACACUGAACCGGCUUUAGCAGCAGAUGCAUAUUUGACAUUUAUUGCUAUAAUCCAUCAGGUGAACAUCCAACAGUGUUUCUUCACUUUUGACACACACCUGCACCCAUCAUCACACCACCAAACAUGGGCAGCAUUACAGUUUUUCAACUAUAGGCGCUUUCUUGACA
Molecule: messenger RNA, 1619 nt
Organism: Siniperca chuatsi (mandarin fish)
Lineage: Eukaryota; Metazoa; Chordata; Actinopteri; Centrarchiformes; Sinipercidae
Product: phospholipid scramblase 2
Exons: 8
Coding region: 372-1289 (305 amino acids)
Biological process (GO): plasma membrane phospholipid scrambling
Cellular component (GO): plasma membrane
Molecular function (GO): phospholipid scramblase activity
Source: RefSeq, a predicted model, not a curated record